Amborella trichopoda is the source of this 381-nucleotide messenger RNA. Its product is annotated as glutathione S-transferase PARB. Gene Ontology annotation, cellular component: cytoplasm. Gene Ontology annotation, biological process: glutathione metabolic process. NCBI's taxonomy places the organism in Eukaryota, Viridiplantae, Streptophyta, Magnoliopsida, Amborellales, Amborellaceae. The record is from RefSeq and is a predicted model, not a curated record. Gene Ontology annotation, molecular function: glutathione binding; glutathione transferase activity.
AUGCUUAGAAUUCCAGUCGAUGAGGCAGUAGUUGAGGAGGCAACCGGCAAGCUAAACGGAGUCUUGGACGUGUAUGAAGCUAUGUUAGCGAAGAACAAGUAUCUUGGUGGUGAUAAGUUGAGCCUAGCAGAUCUCCACCACUUGCCCAACAUUCGCUACAUUCUGAUGACACCGAAGGCUUCGCUCUUUACUUCGCAUCCACAUGUGAGCACGUGGUGGUCGGACAUUUCUUCUCACCCUGCUUGGACUAAGGCGGCAGCGCUCUCUGAUGGGGCCAUCCUUAAGCAGGCUCAGACUGCAAUGAAGGGAAUGCAAAUCUCACAGUUUGCUUCAUUUCUCUUCGUUUUUGUUUUGUUGUGGAAUGCAUCCUCCGAUCUGUGA